CGCACUACAAGUAUUCCGAGCUCGUGGUGAUGGAGGCCGGCGUGGAGAAGGAGGAGAUGACGGAGGAAAAGACACCGCCAGCUUGCCCCUUCAUCCCCGAGCAUUUACGAAGCUUUGUCACGAUCCGGAGAAAGCGGAAUGCGGUAGCGAAAAAUCAACAGCAGCAGCAACAGCAUCAUCAUCACGAUCAGCAGCAUCAGCAGCAACAGGAUCUCCAGGAUUAUAAUAAUCAACACCAGCAGGAUCAUGAUGUUGAUCAUUGUCAUCAUGAUGAUCAUCUUCAGCUGGCUUGUGGGUCUGAGUCUCUCUUCUCCCAGUUUGACUCCACGCCCCCUCUUCCCACUCGCACCCCCCGCUUACGCCACCGGAGUAGUGGUGGUGGUGGUGGCGAUGGUGGUGAUGGCCAUGAGGUGAUGGUGAUGAUGGAGAUGUUCCGCCUAAGGUUGAUGGCAUCAACAAAGAUGGGAGCGCGAGGUGGUGAUGAUGGUGGUGAUGAUGAUGAAGAUGUCACUCAAACGCUUUUGCUAAACCACGAUUGCCACUCUGAGGAUGCAAUGAGAUUUGGAGAUGGUGGUAGUAAUCAUGGUGGUGUUGAUUCUGAUGGUGGUGGUCACGAUAGUAGUUUUGGUGAAUGUGGUGGUAGUGAUGAUGGUUGUGGAAACAACAGUCCUAUUGGUUCUGUUCACAAUAGCUGUGGUGUAGAUGUAGAUGUCUGUGGUGAUGGAGGCGAUGAUGAUGGUGUUGGUAGAGAUGGUGGUGAUGGUGGUGAUGGUGUUUGUGAAGAACAAACUUUGUGGGUGACCUGUGCACCAUCACCGCAUUACCAUUCCGAACCCCCAAACCCUUACCAGAGUAACAGUGAUGCUGAUGAUGGUGAUACUAAAUACAUUUGUGAUCAAGAUCAGUUUCCUGAUCGUGAUGAUUAUGAUGUUGGAGAUUGUGUUAAUGUCCACUGCAUUGUUCGAGAUGAUGUUGAUGAUGAUGUGAUUGGAGAUAAUCCUCAAGAAAUCUGUGGACAAGGUGAAGAUGAUGACUAUGACAAUGCUGAUGAUGAUCAUGAUGAUUCCGAUGAUCAUGAUGAUGAUCAUGAUGCUGGACCUCCUAACUUCAGCACGAGAGAAGAGACAGCCUCGUUGUCCAAGUGCACUUUAAACUGUUUAGACGACUCGGACACAUCUCAUUGGACACUCGGACAAGACUCAAGUGUCUACCUCGACCCAGAACUCAAAGACCAGGACAUUCAGUGUACCUUGUCUUUGUUUAGUGAUGUAUCUGACUUGUCUCAGAAGACGCUAGAUCCAUUGUUGGACUUGGACAGUGCUACACGGACACUCGGACAAGACUCGAGUGUCUAUUUAGACACAGAACUCAAAGAUCAGGACAUUCAAUGUACCUUGCCUUGGUUUAGUGAUGUGUCUGACUCGUCUGAGAAGACAUCCUAUUUAGAGGACUCGGACAGUGCUACACGGACACUCGGACAAGAAUCGAGUGUCUAUUUACACACGGAACUCCAAGAUCAGGACAUUCAAUGUACCUUGCCUUGGUUUAGUGAUGUGUCUGACUCGUCCGAAAAGACGCUAGAUCCAUUGUUGGACUUGGGCAACACUACACAGACAUUCGGACAAAACUCAAGUGUCUGCUUAGACACGGAACUCAAAGAUCAGGACGUUCAAGUAACCUUGUCUUGGACAGAGAGUGAAGUGUCAAGCCUGGGUUGUGAUGCUGAUGUUGGUGGAGGUGGUGGUCAGAGUGGUGGUGGUGAUGAUGUCGAUUAUUGCAGUGUUGGUCGUGGUGGUGAUGGUGUUAAUUAUGACAUGCAUGGCGGUGGUAUUAGUGAUGGUGACAGCAAUGAUGAUGAUCAUGCUUUAUGUCAAGAUGUUGAUGGUGCAUUUCAAAUUAGUGGCUUUGGCGAUGGUGUUGAUGAUCGUGAUCAUCAUGAUGAUGGUGUUGAUCAUUGUGAUGGUCGCUGUUUUAGUGGUGAUGGUGGUGGUGGGCGUGAAGUGGGUUGUUCUGUGCCACUCUGGGUGCUGUCCCUGCCCGAUAUGGAGUUGCGUGGGGCGCUCAACGCUCUGGGCGUCAGGGCGGCUCCAGUCGUAAGCAGCACCCGUGGACUCAUGCAGAGACUCCUGCUCAUGCGCAUGGUGGCAUCAGCGUCGGACUGCCAGAGCCUAGCCCAAGCCGCCACGCCACCCUCGCUCACAGUGUGCUACAGCCUGGAGAUGCGUCGGGCCCUGUUGACUGGCCUGAUUCCCGACUGCUCCGAGGAUGAGGAGCUCGUGAAGUCCCAAUUCGACUCCUGGACCCUAACCUCACGACCUCGGCCGAGGGGCAGACGGAGGAGCAUGGGGAGGGUUCGGUGCAUCAAGAACUGCUUCAACUACCUCCUGCUUGACCCGCGCAGCAAACUUAUGGCUCCAAGUGGAGGUGGUGAGCAAGGUGGUGAGCAGUUCCGUAUCUUCGUGAGUUCCAUCUUCUACGUUGGAAAAGGUUCAGGAAAUCGCCCGUUUCAUCAUCUCCAGGAGGCAAUGGCUCACCUCCACUCGCCACACAUACAGGUACACUCACCACACUGUCACUCACCACACACGGAUACACUCAUCGCCAUUCACCACAGGCACAGGUACACUCACCAACAACAACAGAUGCCAUUCGCCACUAAGUGGCGGUGAUGUCACCAUGAUGUCUGUACCAGGCCAAAUGCCAGACCAGCCACUCGCCACAUUUAGAGGUACACUCACCACAAAUAUAAAGAUCUCCCAUAUAGCCUGAAUAGACUGUUGUGGCAAGUGCUGUUUGCAAACACCUAUGAAGGCCAGAAUGGUAUAUAGUAGAACCUCUAGUCACGACCAUAAUUCGUUCCAUAACUUUGGUCGCAACCCGAUUUGGUCGUGACUCGAACCUAAUUUCCCCAUUGGAUGUAAAUAUGAUUAAUCCGUUCCAGACUCCUAUGAACUGUAUAUAAAUAUUGUUUUUUAAAGAUUUUUAAGCACAAAAAUAGUUAAUUAUGCCAUAGAAUUCACAGUGUAAUAGUAAACUAAAUGUAAAAACAUUGAAUAACACUGAGAAAACCUUGAACAACAGAGAAAACUAACAUUGCCGUGUCAAGGUUUAGAAUCGUUCAACAAGAUGAUUGUUUCGUCUGCUACAUCAGUCGGUCGAUUCUGAGAGAGAGAGAGAGAAAAUUCGUACGAGCAAUUCAUGUUUAUAUUGAAAGUAAGUAAACAGUAAUAUUUGGGUACAGAAUUGUUUUUGGAAGCAUUCAUUGUAAUAUCGUAUGAACGUUUACUUCACCGCAUCAUCGUAUGAAUGAUGCGAGAAGAGAUUCACGGGUUCUUAUGUUAGCGAUUUACGUACUCAGCGCUUUCGCUCACUAAAUUACGGCUUGAAUGAGGGGGAGGGGUAUGACUACACUCACAAAAUUAAUAUCUUACUAGGAAUUUUAUAUAACAAAAGUGAUAUACUUAACUGUUACGCUUUGUGUUGUUUGUAAACAAACAACAUGAAAUUUGGCGCUUACAAAAAAAAUGGCGCGGAA
Messenger RNA from Lethenteron reissneri (Far Eastern brook lamprey), 3535 nucleotides. RefSeq lists its product as uncharacterized. Gene Ontology annotation, cellular component: cytoplasm; nucleoplasm. Gene Ontology annotation, molecular function: DNA endonuclease activity. Gene Ontology annotation, biological process: resolution of meiotic recombination intermediates; double-strand break repair via homologous recombination. Lineage: Eukaryota; Metazoa; Chordata; Hyperoartia; Petromyzontiformes; Petromyzontidae. The record is from RefSeq and is a predicted model, not a curated record.